AUGCGCACAGUCUUCCAAUAUCAUGACGGGCCGCAUGCUCCAGAGGAGGCGGACUAUUCUGGCAGCCUGGAUGAGGCCCGAAACAAGUGUGUCGAGGACUAUCGCUGUGAGGUGGUGUGCUACCACCAGAAGACAGGAAAGACGCAGCUGUACCAGAACUUCAGCUUGGCGUUGAAGGGGCUGGGCGGAUCCCAAAAAGCCUGGAAGGAUGUGCUUCAGAAAGCGCCAGCCUGGUACGACAAGGACUGGACAUGUCUUCAAGCCUCGCCCAGCUGUCGACGCAAAGCUGCGAAAACAGCUCGGAAGAAGGAGGAAGCUGGGCUGAAGGAUACGUUGGAGGGUCUCGGCGAACUCCGUUUACUGCAGCAAAGCCUGCACCAGCCAUCUCCACCAGCCUUUCAGACUCAAGGCGCCCUUAGCCACGACGCUGCCAACUUUCUGGGGUUGUUGAAGUUCCCGAUGGGCAAACAGGCACAGGAGCUUCGGGAGAAGUGCACAGACAUUGCCUCGGAGGUGGCCCGAGCACGCGAGGUUCCCCAGCUGGAGCCCUUUUGCCAGAGGAAGGUUUGGGUUCAUCGGCCCAUCAAGGACUCUAUGGGUCACUGGCAAGAGUGCUGCCAAGACCACGAGGGCUUCAAAUGCAAGGACCGCUUCGUCAUUCCCUUGGAUCAUUGCAACAACUGCCAAGGAGUUUGCUUGGAGAAGGGCCAGGAGCCUGGGCCCGUGCAGCCUGCUGGGGAUGAGGGCGAGUGCCUCGAGCUGGGAGCACCCGGAAGUUGGAGCUCCGGAUCUGGAGAAGUCGUGGAGUUGAUGUCGGCUCGAGCCCCCACUCCUACAGCGCAGCUUCUCCUGGAGUGUUUGGGGAGGCCAGCCGUUCGACCGAGUCGACGGCGAAGAAGGGCCUUCCUCUGA
Symbiodinium necroappetens is the source of this 912-nucleotide messenger RNA. NCBI's taxonomy places the organism in Eukaryota, Dinophyceae, Suessiales, Symbiodiniaceae. The record is from the annotation of a GenBank genome assembly.